CGCCGCUGAACACUUGUCCCCGCCGUGAUGGCCUGGUCGCCACUCCUGCCGUUCCUGCCGCUGCUGCUGCUGCUGCUGCUGGAAGUCCCCGCGGCGGCCCGGGCGUCCCCGCUGGAAACGCUCCCCGAGGGGGCGGCCGCCUGCAAGGCUGGUGACCUGUGCCUGCAGACGCUGCUCAGGAAGUCGGACCCCCCGCCCGUCAACGUGAGCCUCUACUAUGAGGCGCUGUGCCCCGGCUGCCGGUCCUUCCUGGUCCGAGAGCUCUUCCCGACAUGGCUGAUGGUCCUGGAGAUUCUCAAUGUCACGCUGGUGCCCUAUGGAAAUGCCCAGGAACGAAACGUCAGUGGCAAGUGGGAGUUCACGUGCCAGCACGGCGAGGAGGAGUGCAAGCUUAAUAAGGUGGAGGCCUGCCUGUGGGACCUGCUGGAAAAGAACUUGGCCUUCCUGACCAUUGUCUGCGUGGAGGAAAUGGAUGACAUGGAGAAAAACCUGGCGCCGUGCCUGCAGCUCUACGCCCCGAAGGUGUCCCCGGGUGCCAUCAUGGAGUGUGCAACAGGGGACCGUGGCGCGCAGCUCUUACACAUCAAUGCGCAGCUCACGGACGCUCUGCAGCCGCCUCAUGAGUACGUGCCCUGGGUCGUCGUCAACGGGAAACCCUUGAAGGAUCAGAGCCAGCUCCUGUACCUCGUCUGCCAGUUGUACCAGGGCGAGAAGCCAGACGUCUGCCAGCUCAUGGCCAGCUCCCACAGGGAAGUCUGCUUCAAGUGAUGGCCUUGCCCCAGGAGGGAGCGGAGGGGGAAGAGCCAGACCCCCUACCCUCGCCUUUCUGAUCCCUGACUCUCAGCAACUACUGCUCGGCAUCCGGAUAACUUCGACACAUUCCAUGAAGUCCAGACUCAAAUUCUGCCCCAAGAUCAAGAGUCUUGCCCCACUGGGAAUGGUGCUACAUUGAAACUAGUUUAAUAAACACUUCUGGAUGUCUUGAUUCA
Equus caballus (horse) is the source of this 989-nucleotide messenger RNA. It is a transcript of the gene IFI30, whose product is annotated as IFI30 lysosomal thiol reductase. NCBI's taxonomy places the organism in Eukaryota, Metazoa, Chordata, Mammalia, Perissodactyla, Equidae. Gene Ontology annotation, molecular function: oxidoreductase activity, acting on a sulfur group of donors, disulfide as acceptor. The record is from RefSeq and is a predicted model, not a curated record. Gene Ontology annotation, cellular component: lysosome.